AUGAGAGCCCUCGUAUUCCUCAUUCUUCUCGUCCUCUCAGUGGCUGCUCAAAAUACCACACCACGUUCAGGUAGGCUUGUGAUUCCUCUGUCUCACUUAAUCACCACAUCUGUUGUGCAGAAAGACUACAUGCGAAUGCUGAAGGAUUACAUAAAGCGCAUCCUGGAGGGUAUUGGACACUUUAUCAGUGAGGACGAAUUGGGUACAGGGGCGCUGGAGGCGGGCAAAACUCCCAGGUCACACCGUAUCUGCGACACAGAGAGAUCCAGGGGUGUGACAUCGCGCCACGGGGUCACACCGCCUAACGCGUAUAAAAAGCCGCGUCGGACGCCUAAUUCGCAGUCUACAUCACAGCGCGUUCGACAGAGCAAAAUGCGUUUCUUCAUCGUCAGCCUCCUCGUUUUGGUCACUCUCAUUGCCGUCACUUCUGCUGCUGGUCCUAACAUAAUGGCACUAGUGAUAGAAGCAAAUAGGUACUUUGCAACAGAAGAAGGUCAAAAAGUCGCCGCUGAAUUGGGUCAGCUGAAACAAGCAUUUGCUCAGGGUCAUAAGGCUGUUCGCAGUCUGCUCGCCAUCUACAUCAAGGGGCUGCUCAAGGAGAAUAAGUAA
Echinococcus granulosus is the source of this 609-nucleotide messenger RNA. RefSeq lists its product as hypothetical. Bases 1 to 609 code for a protein of 202 amino acids. NCBI's taxonomy places the organism in Eukaryota, Metazoa, Platyhelminthes, Cestoda, Cyclophyllidea, Taeniidae. The transcript is spliced from 7 exons. The record is from RefSeq and is a predicted model, not a curated record.